AGCAAGAACAUCUCACUGUUGUGCUUGGAGGGCUUGCUGCGGAUCUUUCACACAAUGCAACUUCACUACCAGCCAAAGCUCCCCCAGUUUCUACAGGCCUUGGAUCCUGCCCACGAAGAUGGAGAAGAAGAGGCAGCAGACAUUAACGUCACUGCGAAGGCUGGAUUCCUGAUCCGACAGUUUCAGAGGUCUCUUGUGAAUCAGUUCAGUCACUCUGAGGACGACUUCAAUAGCAAGGAAGCCCUUUGGCUGAUCUCCGUUCUGACGACCCUUUCCAAGCUGCUGGAGCCAUCCUCCCAACAGUAUGUGCAGCUUUUAUCUUGGACAGUCAAGAUCUGCAAGGAAACCAGCCUGGAAGAUGCUCCUUGCUGCAGAGGGCUGCUCACCCUGCUCUUCAGUCUGCAUGCUCUCAUCAAGAGCCCUGUCAGCAUAUUGUGUGAGCUGGCCCAGGAUAUCCAUGCUCAGCUUGGGGACAUAGACCAGGAUCUUGAGGUGGAGCACCAGCCCCACUUUGCAGUUGUGAACACCAAGACAGCAGCUCCUACAGCUUGUCUGCUUGUUUUGGGCCAAGCAGAGAAGAUCCUUGAAGAGGUGGACUGGUUGAUGAAUAAAAUGAAGAGCCAUUUGGGGACGGAGGCAGCAGAAGAUACUUCCCAAGUAGCCAGUGCAGCACAGCUGCUGGAAAAGGCAAUCAUCCUUCAGCUGGGGACUUUACUGACCUCCUACCAUGAGCUGGUGCAAACAGCUUUGCCAGCUGGGAGCUGCGUGGACGCCUUGCUCAGGAGUGUCUGCAAGAUGUACACCAUCCUCACCUCCCUCAUCAAAUACUAUCUCCAAGUGUGCCGCAGCACAAGUGGGGGGAUUCCAGGGCGGCUGGAAAAGCUGGUCAGGCUCUCAGGUUCCCAUUUAACUCCACAGUGCUACGCUUUCAUCACAUACGUACAGAGUGAAACUUCAAUUGUUUCAGAAGAAAAGAAAAAGAAGAAAAAGGACAAGUUGACAGCGGAGGGGUCCACUGUCAUGGCCAAAGUGCUGCGGGAGACCAAACCAAUUCCAAACUUGAUUUUUGCCAUUGAGCAAUAUGAGAAUUUCCUGAUCCACCUCUCCAAAAAGUCAAAGGUCAACCUGAUGCAGUACAUGAAACUGAGCACUUCCAGAGACUUCCGCAUCAAUGUGUCUACCUUAGAGACUGCCCUGGAAGAACAGGAUGCUGAAAAUGUGUCGGACGAUGACCAGAGCAGUGCAUCAGCACAGCCCAAUGACAGCCAGGAGGAGCCCAAAAGGAAGAGAAGACGAAAGAAAUAAGAGCUGACCU
Messenger RNA from Gekko japonicus, 1315 nucleotides. Its product is annotated as Fanconi anemia group I protein-like. The coding region runs from base 55 to 1305 and encodes 416 amino acids. Lineage: Eukaryota; Metazoa; Chordata; Lepidosauria; Squamata; Gekkonidae. Gene Ontology annotation, biological process: DNA repair. The record is from RefSeq and is a predicted model, not a curated record. Gene Ontology annotation, molecular function: DNA polymerase binding. The transcript has 14 exons.